UCUACUUAUCUGCUCGUUUACACAAACCGGUCACAUUCGCUGUGAGUGUAGCGUGCGGAGGAACAGUCUGCGGGAGAGUGAGGGAGGCGACUUAAACCUACCAAGUAGGCAUCGUUCUUCAUUGGCUUUAACCUGUCUGUGUGCUUGUAUUUUUUGAUGGUUACAACUUCAAGGGAUUAUUAUCGAACGACACGUUUCCCUGAAAUGAAACCAGUCGAUCAUGCCCCCUAGAUAGCAGCCUCACCACCCCUUUACUCCCCCCCCCCUUACCCCUCUCGUCCCCUACUCUCCAGUGGUCCACAAUGCCCCCGCGGAAGCGGACGCGCCCCGCCCUGGGGUUCCUGUGCUGCUUUGGCAGCAGCGAGCCCCUGGAGAUCAACCUGAAGGACAGCGUGCCCCUGCAGUUGCUGGAGUUCAGUGCCCCCAUGCCCCUGGCCGAAGAACUGCACGCACGUUUCUCUGAACUGGUGGAUGAAUUGGACCUGACAGACAAGAACAGGGAGGCAAUGUUUGCUCUACCUGCUGAGAAGAAAUGGCAGAUCUACUGCAGCAAGAAGAAGGAGCAAGAGGACCCCAACAAGCUGGCCACAAGCUGGCCCGACUACUACAUCGACCGCAUCAACUCCAUGGCUGCUAUGCAGACCCUGUUCGCCUUUGACGAGGAGGAGAUGGAGAUGAGGAACAAAGUGGUGGAGGACCUGAAAACAGCACUUCGGACUCAGCCAAUGAGGUUUGUGACGCGCUUCAUUGAGCUCGAGGGCCUCACCUGCCUGCUCAAUUUCCUGCGGAGCAUGGACUACGAGACGUCGGAGAGCCGCGUGCACACCUCGGUCAUCGGCUGCAUCAAGGCCCUGAUGAACAACUCGCAGGGUCGAGCUCACGUGCUGGCCCACCCGCAGAGCAUCAAUACCAUCUCCCAGAGCUUGCGGCAGGACAACGUCAAGACCAAAGUGGCCGUGCUGGAGAUCCUGGGCGCAGUGUGCCUAGUGCCCGAUGGCCACAAGAAGGUGCUGCAGGCGAUGGCCCACUACCAGAAGUAUGCCGCCGAGAGGACCCGCUUCCAGACGUUACUGAAUGAGCUAGACAGAAGUACGGGGCGCUACAGAGACGAGGUCAACCUGAAGACAGCCAUCAUGUCCUUUAUCAACGCUGUGCUCAAUGCCGGGGCUGGGGAGGACAACCUGGAGUUCCGCCUCCACCUUAGGUACGAGUUCCUGAUGUUGGGGAUCCAGCCCGUGAUUGACAAGCUCAGAGGGCACGAUAAUGCCAUUCUGGACAGGCAUUUGGACUUCUUUGAGAUGGUGAGGAAUGAGGAUGACUUGGAACUUGCCAAGCGUUUUGACCUGACCCAUGUGGACACUAAGAGUGCUGGCCAGAUGUUUGAGUUGAUCAAGAAGAAGCUGAACCACACAGAUGCCUAUCCUUACCUGCUCUCUAUCCUCCAGCACUGCCUCCAGAUGCCCUACAAACGCGGAGGGGGCAGUCUGCAGCAUUGGCAGCUCCUAGACCGGAUCCUGCAGCAGAUAGUCCUACAAGAUGAGAAGGGAGAGGACCCGGACAUAGCGCCCCUAGACAACUUCAGUGUCAAAAAUAUAAUUCGCAUGUUGUUCAAUGAAAAUGAGGUUAAGCAAUGGAGAGACCAAGCAGAGAAGUUCAGGAAAGACCACUCAGAGCUAAUGGCCAAGCUGGAGCGGAAAGAGAGGGAAUGUGAUACCAAGACGCAGGAGAAGGAGGACAUGAUGAAGACCCUCAAUAAGAUGAAGGACAAACUACAGAGAGAGGGAGUGGAGUUGCGGUCAGCGCGGGACCAAGUGCUCGACCUGCACUCGCGCAUCAGUGACAUAGCAGGUGACAGCGUACCUUUCCCUCCUCCGCCCCCUGGUGGCCCCGUCCCCCCCUCCCCCAUGACUGGAGGCUUCCCUCCGCCCCCUCCCCCUCUGCCAUUCAGCUGCCCUCCUCCUCCCCCUCCUCCACCUGGAGGCCCUCCUCCUCCUCCUGGAGCUCCACCCAUCUUCUCUGGAAUCCCACCUCCUCUGGGCCCACCUGGAUUUGGUACUACUGCUACCAUGCGCUCAAAGUCUAUCCCGCAGCCCUCGCACCCGCUCAAAUCCUUCAACUGGGCCAAGCUGGGCGAGAACAAGAUCACUGGCACCAUCUGGCACGACGUCGAUGACCUAAGGGCCUUCAAGAUCCUCGACCUCAAGGACAUCGAAAAGAUGUUCUCGGCCUAUCAGAGACAGCAAAAGGAAACCGGCUCGAUGGAUGACCUGUACCUGAGCACUCGCAAGGUGAAGGAGCUGUCGGUAAUCGACGGUCGGCGCGCUCAGAACUGCGUCAUCCUGCUCUCCAAGUUAAAAAUGAGCAAUGAGGAGAUCAAGAGGGCCAUUCUAGAGAUGGACGAGCGGGAAGAGCUAGCCAAGGACAUGCUGGAGCAGCUGCUGAAGUUUGUCCCUGAAAAGAGUGACAUUGACCUCCUGGAAGAGCACAAACACGAGCUGGAGCGCAUGGCCCGUGCUGACCGCUUCCUCUUUGAGAUGAGCAGAAUUGACCACUACCAGCAGAGACUUCAGGCCCUGUACUUCAAGAAGAAGUUUGCAGAGCGCCUGGCGGAAACCAAGCCCAAGGUCGAAGCCAUACUGAGUGCCUCGAAGGAGGUGGUCCGCAGUAAGAGGUUGACUCAGACCCUGGAGGUGGUCCUGGCCUUCGGAAACUUCAUGAACAAAGGUCAGCGGGGCAACGCCUACGGCUUCAAGGUGUCAUCCCUCAACAAGAUCGCAGACACCAAGUCCAGCAUAGACAGGAACAUCACCAUGUUGCACUACCUAAUCAUGAUUUUUGAGAAGAACUACCCUGACAUCCUCCACAUCCAGCAGGACCUGCUCAGCAUACCUGAGGCAGCCAAAGUCAAUCUGGCUGAGCUAGAGAAAGAGGUGCACAACAUCAAGAGUGGACUGAAGGCUAUAGAGACUGAGCUGCAGUACCAGCAGAGCAGGACGACGGACCGAGGGGACAAGUUUGUCCCCGUGGUGGGGGACUUCAUCACAGUGGCCAGCUUCAGCUUCUCUGAGCUAGAAGACCUUCUGAACGAGGCCAAGGACAAGUUCACCAAGUCACUGAAGCACUUUGGGGAGGAGCAGGAUCGCAUGCAGCCCGAUGAGUUCUUUGGGAUCUUCGACACAUUCCUGGUGUCGUUCGACGAAGCCAGGCAGGACCUGGAGAACAUGCAGCGCCGCAAGCAGGAGGAGGAAAGGAGAGCACGCAUGGAAGUCAUGCUGAAGGAGCAGCGAGAGCGUGAACGGCGGGCCAAGAAGGGUGGCGCCACGGACGAGGUGGGGGGCGAGUUUGACGACCUGGUGUCGGCGUUGCGCUCUGGCGAGGUCUUUGACAAGGACCUGUCCAAACUCAAGCGCAACCGCAAGCGUUCGGUCAAUCAGCUAGUGGAAGGGGGUGGCCGCGAAAGACCGGUCACCAAGGUCAACUAUUAAUGACCCCUGGCCCCCAGGAGUCAUAGAUGAAAGGGAGACAACAAACAAUGUUGGCACUGUUUUCCUCACCGGUGAACUCUAGAGGUUAAGGGUCAGAGGGUAAGAUUGUGGGUGUUGGAUUGCCGUUUUGAUAUAGCAGCCACACAACCCAUCGGAAGGAAAGUAGAUUUUUAGUUGACGAGAAUUGCUCUUCUUCAAAACUCCACCAAGACACCUGACCCCAUCUUCAGAAGUGGACUACAGACACUUAAACUGACUGACAGACAGACCACUGUGACAUGACUCCCUUUCCUCUUUAGACCACCUCUCCAUCCCCUUUUGACCACAUCUCUCCAGAACUGUGCUCCAUGUCUCUCUUUGUCUAUCCCCCUCUUUCUCACUGUGCUCUUCCACUCACACACACACACACACACACACACACACACACACACACACACACACACACACACACACACACACACAC
Oncorhynchus gorbuscha (pink salmon) is the source of this 3948-nucleotide messenger RNA. RefSeq names its product dishevelled associated activator of morphogenesis 2 (gene daam2). Gene Ontology annotation, biological process: regulation of non-canonical Wnt signaling pathway; negative regulation of oligodendrocyte differentiation; actin cytoskeleton organization. The record is from RefSeq and is a predicted model, not a curated record. Gene Ontology annotation, molecular function: actin binding; small GTPase binding. Lineage: Eukaryota; Metazoa; Chordata; Actinopteri; Salmoniformes; Salmonidae.